AUGGAGCACACCUCCGCAUCCCGGCUCCAAGCCCGAGCGGAACCAGCCAAGCACAAGCGGACGCGGUCCGGGUGCCUCAAUUGUAGACGCAAGAAGCGCAAAUGCGACGAGGGCCGACCGGCCUGUGGAACAUGUCGUCGGCGCAACGAGUCUUGCGAAUGGGGCCUCAAGAUUGCGUUUCGGGCUGAGCAUGCGCAAUGCUUGAAUGCGCGGCAUCCUUCGAUGCGCAAGAUGGCGCGGAGGAGACCGCCAAAGGAGUUUGAGAUCCUGGAUGUUACGGAUGAAGUCAUUCGGGACUAUAACGGCGCCGAGACAGAGGAGGAGGGAUUGGAUGAUAAUGGCUGUCGUACGCUGAGAGCUUCCGGUCGUUCAAAUCUCGUGGUUGAUGGGAGGAUAUCAGAAACUAGCACGACCACAACUGGCUAUACGCCUGUACAAAGACAUCCAGAAGUUGACAUCUCAUCUCCUGCAUCUCAGCGCCGAACCGAAAAUGCUGUCGCGGACCUUCUCUACUUCAGCCAAAACGGCCUAUCUAACCCCUCUGCUGAAAUCAAUCCUACUAUCCACGUAUCAAUGGACUCAGUCCCCAUUGAUAUAAUAACAGAGUAUCCGUAUAUAGACCACAUGCAGGCAUUCACGCCCGAGGGGAUAUCAGAAGACGGUAUUUUCCUGCCAGGCUCUGCGUACCACGAAUUGCAUUCCACACUACGCAAUCAUCUCAUCCAGGAGACACGGUCUGUCGCACCAACAAGAUCAACAACACCACAUAUUGAAGCCGACAGUGCACCGGGAGGAGUUAUCCUGGAAGAGACAGAGGUAGUGCCUCCAAUAAACGAUUUCCAGUCUUCGCAGACGCCCCUCCUCUCACAGCAAGAAGAGUGCUCUUUGUGGAAGAACUACUUUGACGAAAUCGCUCCAUGGCUCGAUAAGUUUGACCGCGACCGACAUUUCCAGCAGAUAAUCCCUACGAUGAGUAAAGAUAAUGACCAUCUACGAUACUCAAUGUUGGCUCUUUCAGCGCGACAGCUCGAACUCAAACACACGCUCCCAACCAGCCGUAGUCUUGCGCUGUACCAAGAGGCAAUACAUCUGCUUCUCCCUCACUUACCAACACGCGGAACAGCAGUAAUUGCCACGUGUGUUAUACUCUGCGUGCUGGAAAUGCUGAGCUGUUCGCCCAAGGCGUGGCAGCGACAUCUAGAUGGGUGCGCGAGUCUCAUGGAAGCUGUCGGCAUUAAUGGCUUCGUUGGAGGGACAGAGCAAGCCCUGUUCUGGUGCUUUGCACGUAUGGAUAUCUGCGGAGGUCUCAUAUCCUCUGUCAAGACGCUCAUCCCCAUCUCUCAUUGGGCGUCCAAGACGUUAUCGGUCGAGAACGAUGUUGAGCUGUUCAAGAGUGCUUUGACCUUUGAGCAUUGGGCCAAUUAUGCUGUAUACUUGACUGCUCAAGUUCUUGAUCUUUUAGCACCUUCUUCUUCCGAUCCUGCCCGCGAUGAAGCCAAAUUCCGAACCAAGUGGCUCAAACUGUGGAAGUACAUCAGCGAAUGGUACCAGGAGCGCCCAGCACCUUUACAUCCCAUUAUGACCAUUGCAUCAAGCGACACUUCACCUUUCCCUACGAUUCUCUACUCCAAUCCUGCCGCCAUGUCGGGGAACCAGUUGCACCACACAGCAUCGAUCCUCAUGCUACAGAACCAGCCAUCAACAGUACGACUGGGCCACGCGGCAAAGCCCAGGAGUAUUCUCUGGCACGCACGGCAAGUGUGCGGCAUAACUGCUUCGAAUGAGCAUCAUGGUGCAUGGACGAAUAGUGUUCAGCCGCUGUGGAUUGCCGGACGCUGCAUGAGCCAUCCGAGUGAGCAUAAAGCCAUAUUAGAAAUGCUGGAUCGUAUUCAGAGAGAAAGCGGAUGGAGAACCAAUUGGCGGGUUGAUGAUCUGAAAGAGUUCUACAAGUGCUCUUUAUCAACUGUAUAA
Messenger RNA from Fusarium sp. VM40, 1971 nucleotides. NCBI's taxonomy places the organism in Eukaryota, Fungi, Ascomycota, Sordariomycetes, Hypocreales, Nectriaceae. The record is from the annotation of a GenBank genome assembly.